Messenger RNA from Aaosphaeria arxii CBS 175.79, 1691 nucleotides. RefSeq lists its product as uncharacterized. Bases 298 to 1548 code for a protein of 416 amino acids. The record is from RefSeq and is a predicted model, not a curated record. Lineage: Eukaryota; Fungi; Ascomycota; Dothideomycetes; Pleosporales. The transcript has a single exon.
ACCCAAUACGUACCCAAUCCAUACCCGACCGCUGUCACUACUGGAUGCAUUAGUUACUGCGUUUGCACUACCUCUGCACAUGCACAUGCACACUGCACACUGCACACAUUCACUACUGCUACUGCUAGGUACAUGCACUGCAGUUGCACUACCUAACAACCUAUCCUCCUCAUAUCAUCACUUCCUCCUGUCUCCACCUCACCUCAUUUACCUGCGCUCUCCUAACUCCCCUUCCAUCUCCUACCGCCUAGUCUAGUCUACUAUUAUGUAUACUACCCGUCGUCGUCUUCAUCCAUCAUGACAACCCCCGACUCCUCUUGCUCCCCUCCCGCCAACUCUCCCUCUCCCUCCUCAUCCGCCUCCACGUCGACUGCUGCCUCCUCCACCCACCGGCAACUCCCCCAGGACAGCAACACGGCGACCAACCCCGAUACGAGCUCCGACAACUUCGACGACACCACCGAUAUCAUCAAGCGCCUCAAGGCCAUGACCACGGUCCCUCCCGUCAUUGAAGAAGAGCCUACCACCGCUUCCAGCACUUCCACCUCCUCUCUCUCCACCAUGGGCGAAUUCAACUCUCUCAGCCGCCAGACGAGCAACUCCUCUGACGACAGCUUCACCUCCCAGCACCAGCGACGACCCACUACGCCGCGCGCGCAGACCGACCCUUCGGCGCUCGACAUGUUCUCCACCCACAGUCCCCGUCCGCGCAACCGAUCUCCAUACUCCCGCUCGCACCUACGCUCCCACAGCAGCUCCAGCUCCCUCAGCGCUCCUCCCAUGCUUCGCGCACACUCGCUGCCUUCGGUCAUAAACUCCAGCGGCCACCUCUCUCUUGCACCCUCUCCCAUACCCUUCCAUCGCCCGGCCUCUCCUCUCCGCUCUCCCAAGCGGACCCGGAGCCCGAUGAAGUUGGCAGAGGACUCGUACAUUCACUCAGGUGCUCCCAGCGUUUGCGAUAUAUCCGAGGAUGCCGAGCUGGAAUUGACCCCUCGGGCGAGCGGUGGAUUGUCCUAUACUCCACUCAUCCACUCGUCCCCUACGUAUGCAUCCAACGGGCCCCUUCCUCGCCCCAACAGGAGGCGUCCGGCUUCGCCCUUGUAUCAUACCGUGCCCUUCGGCUCGGCAAUCAGCUCUCCUGCCGUUCGCACGCCGACGUCGAACCCCAGCUCCCCACUUCUUUCGGCCCAGAAGUUCAACGAACCGUUCCCCGGCACGAGCUCUACCUACUCAUCUUCGGUUACCUCUUCGAUGCCAUCUACCCCUACCUCCAUGCGCUCCCGCAGUCCCUCCAUUUCGUCUCUCGAGACUAUCCCCGAUACCCCAGAUGCCGAGGCAGAGGCAAUCGAGGAAGAGCGCAUCGCGAAGAUGCGGGCCAUCGUGGAAGGCGACAAGGACGGUGAGGAAGGAACGAGGAGGUCCAGUUUGGAUGUUCCCGGGGAGAGACGCACCUUGGGGUUCGGCAAGCGAGAUGCUCGCAAGAGAUGGAGUGUCUGCGGUGCCGAAAGGCGAGGAGACCUGGACUUGGAGACCAUCUGGGAAGAUUGAGUCGCCCAAAAGGGCAUAAGGUCGCUUGACACAGCGACUCUCGUCUGGUGGAUUUUCCUCCAAAGAAAAAGAGAAAAUCGGGACAUGCCGUAAUGGUAUUCCCUGUACAACAGCAUUACCGGAAGUUUUUCAAUUGGGAUAGG